Molecule: messenger RNA, 3722 nt
Organism: Punica granatum (pomegranate)
Lineage: Eukaryota; Viridiplantae; Streptophyta; Magnoliopsida; Myrtales; Lythraceae
Source: RefSeq, a predicted model, not a curated record
UUCCCCUUUUUAUUAUAGAGAUAGAGGUCGAGAGAAGAGCCAGAGAAGAGAAGAGGGCGCACUGAAAGAUAGGCGAGCGAGGGACAGCUGCACUCCACGAUGAUGAUGAAGCCGCUACCACAACCGUGAGAAAGACGACAGACAAGAAGAAGAAGACGACGAAGACGACGACGACCCCUUCCCCUUCAUCCCUUGCACUCUCCUUCGAUCUGUGCGAAAAGGUCUCCUCGCUCGCUCCUUGAUCCCUCCAACCCUAAGAGCGAUCGUUACUGACAAGUCGCACACCCUUGAUCGGCGGAACCGAUCUCAGCUUCCGGUAACUGGUGACAAGUCGCUGACGAAUCGAUCGAAGAUCGGCCUCCCGCUUUUUGAGCCUGCGAGGUCUGGAUUCUGGCUCAGAUCCGCGUUUCUUAGCUUUAAUUGCGUUCUCUGUUCCGGCGGAACUUUGUGGCGAUUUGCAAAAUUUCAUCUUGAUUCCUGGUGGCCUACGCGACUUGUUUCUGUCACUUGGGUUUUAGGGUUUCCUUCGCGCCACCGCUGAAUUCGAUUGGAUUGUCUGAUUGUAGCAGAAUUCAGUGAUGAACUCUGUCCGUUGACUUUUCCGCUCUGCGUUGUUGUUGUUUUGUUGUUUCCGUUACUGUAUCUCGUGAGUAACUGAAGAUGCAACCUAGAAGGCAUCAGGAGUAUACUAAAUUGUCGCCUUCAGAGAGACGUCCCCCCGGCAGAAUCGAGAUGGGAGUUGAUCGAGAUCGGGGUGUUGUAUUUCAACGUGAGGCAACGCAUAGGUCUCCGCAUAUCCCGAGGAAUUCGAGUCCGCACACGGGGCGAGGCUCUCCUGAAAGAAGUGAGAGGUAUUGGAGUUCAGGCAGCAUGAGAGGGGAGCUACGGCACCCUGGGCCAGUAUCUCAUGGGGAUAUAAGAAAGAGGCCUCAGACUGCUGAUGCCAAUCCCAGCAUCGGGGAUGCUGAAUUUUGUGAGCCUAGUAGGGUUUCUGAUGCUGAUGGUGGCAGCAGACCAAAGCAUGUGCAUGGUUAUGAUCAUGCCUCUUACGGUGUCAUGAACAACGAAAGAGACUUAAGUACUGGAAAAGUCACGCCAUUUAGAGGGAAAUCGAUGGCAAUGGAAGAAGGUGAAAUACCAGAAACCUACUGUGAAAUUUGUGCAAAUGGACACUCGCCAUCCCAUGGGAUGGAUAUGAGCCACGGCAAAGAUGAUAGAAUUAGGUUCAGUGAUCAUCCGACUAGAUCCUCAUUGGCAGCACCCUACAAGGAGAGGGAGGGGAUAUUCUAUGCAAGAGAAGGAUCUCUUGCAGCCCAUCGUACAGCUCAUGCUGGGGAAUUUUCAGGUUAUCCUCAUAAUAAUGGUUCUAGAAGGCCUCCAGGCAACAACUUGAAGCGCAAGAUUCUGGACUCGUAUGGCGACGGUGAGAUAUAUUCUUCUCCAGAUGAACAUAUAUAUGGGAUAAGAUCUUCAGAACUUGUGAAUGCUAGUGCAUAUCCAAAGGGGCUGCCUGUUGAUUCUGGAAGAAACCAUGGAAAGGCACAUGAUCACUUGCCCCAUCAGUCGCAUUUCCGGCAGAGAGAUUAUUACACCCAUGGGGAUGAUCAGGAGGAGUUGCGUUAUGUCAAACAACAAAAAUUUGUUCAUGAAAGUCUUCGUGGAUAUCCUUCUAAGAACUUGCAUGAAAUGAAGCAUCCUCAUGCUCAACCACAUUAUAAUUGUUGUCAGAUAGAAGACCACAUCGAAGAUGUUUCUGCACCAUGUUGCAGGCAUGCAACCACUGAUGGUGUAGCAGUUAUCGAGGAUUAUGGAAAUUCGAGUCAUGGCACUACAUGGAAACACACUUCUUCAAGGAAGCCUACUGUUCCAAACUGCUAUGAAGAAUCAGAUGCCCCACAUCGGCAUGGUAAAUUUUUGGAAUCCUCACGUGUCCAUGCUAACUAUGAGCGUACACAGCCACAAAAUCGAAAGGCAGAACAAUUUGGCUCUCGAAAUGAUUAUAUCUCACGCUCAAGACCGAAUUUUGGUUUUGGAAGAGAUGCAGAUUCAAGGAUUUUACAGGAGAGCUAUCACAGAGAAGAAAUGUCCAAAUAUGGCAGGACUGGAAUUGCUGCAAGAUUGCAGAGAGUGGAGGAGGAUGGCAUGUAUGUGCCAUCAGAACAAAUGCAUAACAGUAUGUAUGGAGUCGAUGAAGAUUUUCUUGGAGACAAUCGUAAAGACAUGAUGACAAGGAAAUGGAACACAGUGGAGUAUGAGGAUUUAGAGGACAGUGAAGGUUUGAUCAAUGAAGAGGAUAUGAACGAUUUAUACGGUUCUGGUUCACAUGGUAAUGAAACCAAAAUGGCCGAAAUGGCAUAUCAUAGACAAGCAAGUCAGAGAGGUAUUGCUUCAGAUCAUCGCUUAUCUGUUAAAAAUAGAUUGGAGUAUUUACCGGAACAUCCAAUCAGAUACGGCAAAUACAGAGGCAGAGGCAUGAACAUGAAUCCUAAGUCUGGUGCUAUGAAAGUGUACAAGCCCAAUCAACAUAUUGGUCAAAAACCUGGGUUCUAUAAAAACCAGAAAUUUGGGAAAAGGAAUGAUGAUUAUUUUGAGGAUAGUCUCACACGUGAAUACGAACCUUCAGAAGAUCAGGAUAUUUCUGAAGAGCCUGAGCUAUCGGAGGAGUCAGAUGAGUUUAAGCAGUUGGCAAAUGAAGCCUUUUUGAAGUACUCAAAAAGGAUCAAUAUUAACUCAGCUGUUCAACGGCGAUACAGGGCACAAGGAAAAGCUGGAAGUUUGUUCUGCAUUGUAUGUAGCAGAAGGUUCUCCAAGGAAUUCCGCAACACUGAGAACUUGGUAAAGCAUGCCUUCAUGGCUCGAAGGGUGCAAUUGAGAGCUAAUCAUUUGGGUCUUCAGAGGGCAAUCUGUGUUCUGCUGGGAUGGGACACUCAUAUACCAGAAGACAUGCCUACGAUAUCUCCAAGAGUGUUGCCUGAGGAGGAAGCUUUGGCACUGAAGGAAGACUUAAUCCUCUGGCCGCCAGUUAUUAUUAUCCACAAUAUCUCCAUGUCAAUUGACCAUCCUGAAGAUCAGAAAGUUAUACCCAUCGAAAGCAUGAAGGCCUUUCUUAGAGGAAAAGGUUAUGCGGAGGGCAAAAUGGUGGUCUGCCUUGGGAAGCCUGCGGACCAAAGUGUUAUGGUGGUGAAGUUCUUGGGAACGUUCUCUGGAUUCGGAAAUGCCCUGAAGCUGCACCAGUUCUUCGCCGAGAACAACCAUGGGAGGGUUGAAUAUCAGAAGUUAACUUCUACUGGAGGAGGAGCCGGAAUGGGCACCAGGGCAUCAAUAUCAUCAGCGGGAGUGACUGGAGAAGAUGAGGCGGAGCUAAUCCUGUAUGGGUAUAUGGGGAUAGCGGAGGACCUGGACAGCGUCGACUUCAAGACCAAGAAGAUAUGUGAGAUAAAGAGCAAGAAAGAGAUACAGGAUUUUGCAAAUGAUCCUGUUUAAAACUGAAGACCGACAUUUUAUUACAACACCUAAUGUCACUGUAAUAUUUUGUUUAGUGUAUUCAGGAACUUACUUUACUGUAAAGAAUUUUUUUUUUUGGGCUUAAUUUAAAAUUUCCUUCUUCCCCUUUUUAGCUGAAACCCCCCCCCCCCCCACAAACUUAUCCACAUCAUUGUGAUUUACUGUUAAGUUAUUGUGAAUAUAGACCAUGAAUGAAGGAGCUGCUUAUAUGACUAUUA